UGCAGCAGUGUCGGGCGUGAGUGGAGCGGAGCGCGAUGCGGGCGCGGCCGGGGUGAUGCCGCCGCGGCCCGCGGCCGGCCGAGCGGCCAUGGCGGCCGACGACGAACACCCGCCGCUGACUCUGGUUACGGCUGUGUACGACUAUGUUGCGCAAGGCGAAGAUGAGCUGUCGCUGCGGCGUGCGGAGAUCAUAGAGGUGCUCUCAAAAGACGCCAACAUCUCCGGCGACGACGGCUGGUGGACAGGCAAGAUCGGGGACCGCGUCGGUAUCUUCCCAUCAGUCUACGUGACUGAGGAGGACCCACUAGCCGUCAAUCCACCGUGGGUGUCCUUCUCCGAGCUCAAACUAGAGGAGGUUAUCGGUGUCGGAGGCUUUGGGAAAGUGUAUCGUGGUUAUUGGAACGAUGAAGUGGUGGCGGUCAAAGCCGCGCGGCAGGACGCGAGUGACGACAUCGAGGUGAUCAAGGAGAGCGUGCUGCAGGAGGCCAAGUUGUUCUGGAUGUUGCAGCACGAGAAUAUAGUAUCUUUGAAGGGCGUAUGUCUCGAGGAGCCGAAUCUCUGUCUAGUGAUGGAGUACGCUCGCGGUGGGCCACUGAACCGUGUACUGUCGGGCCGCAAGAUCCGGCCUGGCAUACUGGUGGACUGGGCGAUCCAGGUCGCGCGCGGCAUGGCGUAUCUCCACGUCGACGCACCUAUAUCUCUUAUACAUCGAGACCUGAAAAGUUCUAAUGUUCUUAUAAACGAGACGAUCCUGCCGGAUGAUACGCUGGAAAACAAGACGCUAAAGAUCACAGACUUCGGCCUCGCUCGCGAAGUCUACAAGACUACAAGGAUGUCAGCCGCGGGCACUUACGCGUGGAUGCCUCCCGAGGUGAUAAAAAACUCAACAUUCUCUCACGCUUCGGACGUGUGGUCCUACGGCGUUCUACUCUGGGAGCUUCUAACCGGUGAGACGCCGUACAAGGGCAUCGACGCGCUGGCGGUGGCUUAUGGGGUCGCCGUUAACAAGCUCACGCUGCCUAUCCCUUCGACGUGUCCAGAGCCUUGGCGUGUGCUUAUGGAGGCGUGCUGGCGUUCAAAUCCUCACGAACGGCCUCUGUUCCCCGAGAUCCUGGAGCAGCUCGAGCGCAUCCGCUUGUCAGAGUUCACUCGCGCGCCGCACGAGUCAUUCCACACUAUGCAGGACGGAUGGCGUUUGGAGAUCGAAGAGGUUCUCAGAGAUCUCAGACGUAAAGAAAAGGAGUGUAAAACUAUGGAAGAGGAGCUACGUUAUCGCGAAGAGGAGCUGACGCGUGCGCAACUUAAACAACAGCGAGACGAGCAGACCCUCAUGCAGAAGGAGCGCGAGCUCGAGAUGAGGGAAAUCGACUUGGCCGCGCGGGAGUUGCACAUACUCAUCGUCGCGUCCAACAUGUCGCACACGCAGCCGCCGCAGCCCAACAAACGAAAGGGCAAAUUCAGCAAAAUCAAGCUCCUAAAAGACGCGAUCUCACCUCCUCUUGACUUUCGACACACUUUGACCGUGAGACCUUCUGAGGACUCGGUCGAGUCAUCGGUAAAACAGCUCGUCGCCGUCGCGAAGGAUACGCCACCUGGAUCGCCCGCCAUCAUGAGGGCUAUUGCUCUGCCGGCGGACGGCGUGAAGGGCAAGACGUGGGGCCCGUCGUCGGUGCACGGGCGCUCGCGCGGGCACCUGCCGCUGCCGCUGCGCGGGCGCGCCGGGCCCGCCGCGCCGCGCCUGGCCAGCUCGAAGCGCAGCGGCAGCCACGACGACCUGCUCGACGAGACCGAGCCGCGCCGCAACCGGUUCCUGCUGUGCCCCUUCGCCUCGACCGACGACCUGCACCACUACGACACGGUCUUCGAUCUGCCCGGCGCGCCCGACAAGGCCAAGCGGAAGGGCAGCCACGAGCUCAAGCGGAACUUCCUCAAGACGCUGCGCUCCAACAGCUUCGGCCUCCUGGCCGUCGCCGGCCAUUUCAGCUCGGAGACCACGGAGUUGCUCGACUUCAGCCCGGAUGACUGGGGGCCCGAGUUCCCGCUCACCAGCGCCAACAGAUACACAAUACCUAUGCCCACACUCUAUAGUGUUGAUGGUUACAAGUAUAAAAAGCCCGGUAUAAUCGAGCUUGUGUUGUACAACAUGGCGGCUUUGCUUGGUGGUGUGGCAGCCGGAUACGACGUACGCGUCUCAAACGUCAGCCCCUUGCAUCCCACACUACAGCCGCAUAGAUCGGAGGUCGAACAGGAGCCCAUGGGCCCUACGCUGUACGAAGGCUACGGCUACGCGCACAACACAUAUCACGGGGCUACGAGGCACCUGCGCGCGCCUCUCAACGCCAUCACUGGAUCACCCAUUUCGAGCCUACAAGCAAUAGAACAAAAGCCAAUCAGAUUCACAGACUCCCCAACUCACUACGCACAUCCCUCGUCGUCUUCAGGGUAUGGUCACUCAGCACAACCUCUGUCCGGGACCUCCGGUUUAGGCACCAACUACACGUCAACACAGCCCCCUACUCCCUCUCCUAGACGUACGUCCUCUUCUACCUCCGAUCACCUCGCAUCUCCUCAACUACAUGACCUAUAUCAUAACUACAGAGAAAACUUCCAACCUUCGCCUUCACAAGAUAGAGAUUAUUACUACCGCACCGAACCUUAUACUUACGACAGAACUGCCGAUUAUGUUGUUAAACAUCCUUACUGUGGAUAUGACGAAUGUUCUUUCGAAUAUCGAGAACCUACGCCAGAUUACAGGCCGACAUUUUUAGCGCACAGAAGAACACCUUCGAAUUCAUCAGCGUCGAAUUCCCACGCGGAAGAAUUCUCUCCUUCAAGACAGUAUCGAUCUGAGAAAUAUAAAGACCGUAGAGAAGAUUAUAGACCAAAAGGAGAGUUCCCUAGGAAAAAUGACUACUCCUUACCUAGAGAUUACUAUAGAGAACCCCAAGAAGUCGAAAGACCAGGGAAUUUAGGCUUGGAACUAGCACCGACCAAACUAAGAUCAAGUCUUAAAAAAUACAAUAAAAAAUCUAGCGCAUCUGGCGGUAGUUCUGGGGGCGGUACUCCGACAAAUCCUACACCUCCAGAUAGUUUAACCAGUGAAACGGACAGUUCGUAUGUUUCGGCCAGAGACGCAUCCAGUGGGUCGCAAUCCAGGGUCCGGUUUAGUCCCGAAACAAUGGAAGGCACGCAAGAAAGGCGACCGUCGCGACACUCGUAGCGAAGGCUAAAGAAGUUCGACGACUACCUCGUGUGACAGUUGCGGCAACUAUAUAAAAUUAUAAUAAGGGCUUAGAGGGUGUCAUUUUAGAGGUACAAGCAUCAAUUAGGAGCAGAACUGAUUAAUCAAUUUUAUGGUAAUCGUAAUGACGAGUUAUUCCAUAGACGAAUUUAUUAGUUAUAAUUCUUUAGAAUAACUUUUAAAACUUAACUAUUGCAGUUAUUAUCAAGUUAAAGAAUAUAAUAUGAGUUAGACAAUAUUCAUUACGUGUUAAUAUCAGUUGUCUUCAAAUUGACGAUUGUUGCCCUUGUCAGUGGACCCACCUCUUAAGACCCUGGAGCCGUAUCUGUUAUCUGCUAGCGCAAUGUAUAUACGCUUGCAAGGUAGGCGUGGAACGCUUUGUUUUACGGUUGCAUCCGACCGCUGAUAUUACGCACCUAGUGUUUCAAUCACGUGUAGACAUUACAAGCUUCACUUAACUGGCUGGUUAUCUAGGACGAACUUGGGUAACGGACCUGAAGUAAUAUCUGAUAUAAUUUUACUUAGUGUUAGCUUGCUCUCAAGGCUCAAUUUACAUUGCGGCGGAACGGAAUGAAAUGGUAGCGUCACUGGAAUGCUCGAGAUUUCCCGCGAAUGCGAUAGUAUUCCAGCGACCGCGUCUUCAGGCGGUAGUAUUUCGUUUUCGUCGACGUUUGACGUCACCUGCGCCUGCCGUCGCACCACUUCCCGCUGCUUCCGGCGCCGCCGAUGACAGCUGCGGAAUUCUUGCGAAUGCGCGAGAAUUCCGCUGAAGUCGCGGAACGUGAUUUUUGGACCGUAUCUAGUUUGCACGUACACACAAUUGACCGUUAAUGUUCAUUAUGCUAUGUACAAUAUCGUUACAAAUAUUCGCUUCCGUGUCGUUCCGCUAAUAUAAAUUGAGUCUAAGAGUGUAUACAACCU
Molecule: messenger RNA, 4162 nt
Organism: Hyposmocoma kahamanoa
Lineage: Eukaryota; Metazoa; Arthropoda; Insecta; Lepidoptera; Cosmopterigidae
Gene: slpr
Product: mitogen-activated protein kinase kinase kinase 10
Exons: 13
Coding region: 56-3220 (1054 amino acids)
Biological process (GO): protein phosphorylation
Molecular function (GO): JUN kinase kinase kinase activity; protein binding; ATP binding
Source: RefSeq, a predicted model, not a curated record